Darwinula stevensoni is the source of this 2262-nucleotide messenger RNA. The record is from the annotation of a GenBank genome assembly. Lineage: Eukaryota; Metazoa; Arthropoda; Ostracoda; Podocopida; Darwinulidae.
AUGAUGGUGGACCGGUUCCUGGUUUCCAUGGAGCGGGCACUCGACGACAUGCAGACGACGGCUUCCCAGGAGUGGAGGAGGGAGAAGCACGAGGCCAUCCUCGCGGCACUGACGGACCUCAGAUCCAAGUACAAGGAGCGGAUGCGGUUGAAGGCACCAAAAUUUGCUGCCUUCAUGAAGGAGCAGUUCAUGAUCCCUCCACACGUUCUCCUCCCGGAAGAUUCCAUCCAAGCUCAGCAGUAUUCUGCUGACGAGUAUGACGAUCUCGAGAGGCGAUGCAGAGACGCGACAAAGGAAAUCGAGGAGGUGAGUGGCCGUUUUGGCAUGGUGGACCGGUUCCUGGUUUCCAUGGAGCGGGCACUCGACGACAUGCAGACGACGGCUUCCCAGGAGUGGAGGAGGGAGAAGCACGAGGCCAUCCUCGCGGCACUGACGGACCUCAGAUCCAAGUACAAGGAGCGGAUGCGGUUGAAGGCACCAAAAUUUGCUGCCUUCAUGAAGGAGCAGUUCAUGAUCCCUCCACACGUUCUCCUCCCGGAAGAUUCCAUCCAAGCUCAGCAGUAUUCUGCUGACGAGUAUGACGAUCUCGAGAGGCGAUGCAGAGACGCGACAAAGGAAAUCGAGGAGAUGAGGAAAGAGGAGGAGGCGCUGGUCGCAGCAGAGAAGAGGUUGGACGACAUGAUUGCGGCGGAGAAGGAGGUCCUUCUCGACAUCACCCGACUGGAAACUCGACUCAAGUCCCUCUCGUCCACUGACGCGGAGAGGCUCCUGUCAAGGAUGGAUAACCUGACACAAUUGAUCCAGCGAGCACAGGAGGAGCUGUGUCCCGUCAUCGCGACUGUACCCGUCGCCAACAGUCGCCUCUGCCGAGCGGCAUCGCCCAUCGCCUCGGGUUGCCAGGCGAUCAACAGGAGCCUCAUCGGCGCGGCAUCGCCCCUCUCCUCAAAUCCUCCCCGCGAAAGACUCCUCGAAACGCUCCUGUCAAGGAUGGAUAACCUGACACAAUUGAUCCAGCGAGCACAGGAGGAGCUGUGUCCCGUCAUCGCGACCGUACCCGUCGCCAACGGUCGCCUCUGCCGAGCGGCAUCGCCCGUCGCCUCGGGUUGCCAGGUGAUCGACAGGAGCCUCAUCGGCGCGGCAUCGCCCCUCUCCUCGAAUCCUCCCCGCGAAAGACUCCUCGAAACGGUUGCGGCUCGUAUCCAUCCAGAUUCUCCUGCAGACUUUGCAGCCAAGAAGCUGAUGAGAGAUGAGCAGGAGAUGAUGUUCUCAGUACACAAGAAAAUAGGGGAGGAAAUGGACUUCGAGCGAAUGGUGAACGGGCUGAAGCGCUCCAGCUCGGCCCCCAUGAUCCACGAGGCCCAGGCUCCCCCGCACCACCCCCCGCCCCUCGUCCCCACGCUCCGCCAGGAACCGCGGUAUGCUUUUCGUCUGCUUUUCUGGAGUGGGGCACGGACACCAUGCCGGGUGAGCCAGCUGAAGCAGGAGGAGGGGAUGGAUGAGAGGGGGAAGGAGGCUGCUGGAGAGAAGCUCCUCCACAGUGCCCUUCGCAUGUCGCAGUCCUGGGAGGACCUCUCCUUGCUCCUGUCAAGGAUGGAUAACCUGACACAAUUGAUCCAGCGAGCACAGGAGGAGCUGUGUCCCGUCAUCGCGACCGUACCCGUCGCCAACGGUCGCCUCUGCCGAGCGGCAUCGCCCGUCGCCUCGGGUUGCCAGGUGAUCGACAGGAGCCUCAUCGGCGCGGCAUCGCCCCUCUCCUCAAAUCCUCCCCGCGAAAGACUCCUCGAAACGGUUGCUGCUGGAGGGGUUGGUUCACCCUGGAUCAAUCUUGGGCUGUCGUUGGCCCUGCACCUCCAUCAACUUGAGAAAUACUUUGCAGCCAAGAAGCUGAUGAGAGAUGAGCAGGAGAUGAUGUUCUCAGUACACAAGAAAAUAGGGGAGGAAAUGGACUUCGAGCGAAUGGUGAACGGGCUGAAGCGCUCCAGCUCGGCCCCCAUGAUCCACGAGGCCCAGGCUCCCCCGCACCACCCCCCGCCCCUCGUCCCCACGCUCCGCCAGGAACCGCGGUUCCUGCAAUCACGAGUACGUAGAUUCAGUGCGAGCUUCAGUCCGCUGUCUUCACCUGGGAGUGGGGCACGGACACCAUGCCGGGUGAGCCAGCUGAAGCAGGAGGAGGGGAUGGAUGAGAGGGGGAAGGAGGCUGCUGGAGAGAAGCUCCUCCACAGUGCCCUUCGCAUGUCGCAGUCCUGGGAGGACCUCUCCUUG